GGCUUAACGAGGUUCACUUGUGCCCCGCAUGGCGGCCAGCUGGGCCGGGGGGGCCCCGCGGCGCGGGCGGCAGCUGAUAGCGUAUAACCGGGGGCGAGCGAGGAAGGGAUGAGGGUAGUGCUGCUCCUCCUGUCCCGCCCCGCCAGCCCGUAGCCAGCGUCUCUUCCUCCCGUCUGCCCAGGCCCCGGCUGCCGCGCCGCCCCGCCCCGCCGAUGGAGCUGGAGGCGCAGUGGUGGACAGGACAGCUGGCUGCAGACAUCCACCAAGCGCUUCGCUACAAGGAGCUGAAGCUGCCCUCCUACAAAGGCCAAUCUCCCCAGUUACAUCUGAGAAGAUACUUUGCAGAUCUGAUUGCCAUUGUGAGCAAUCGGUUCAGACUCUGUCCUGCUGCACGACAUCUGGCUGUGUAUCUGUUGGACCUCUUUAUGGAUCGUUAUGACAUAUCUGUACAGCAGCUGCAUGUGGUUGCUCUUUCCUGUUUACUUUUAGCAAGUAAAUUUGAAGAAAAGGAAGACAGCGUUCCCAAACUGGAACAGUUGAACAGCUUGGGUUGUAUGACUAACAUGAAUUUGGUACUAACAAAACAGAACUUGCUUCAUAUGGAGUUGCUGUUGCUAGAAACAUUUCAGUGGAAUUUGUGCCUCCCAACUGCUGCUCAUUUCAUCGAUUAUUAUCUUUCUAUUGCUGUCCAUGAGACUGAUCUUCAUGAUGGAUGGCCAAUGGUUUGCUUAGAAAAGACUAAGUUAUAUAUGGCGAAAUACGCCGAUUACUUUCUGGAAGUAUCACUGCAAGAUCACGUGUUUUUAAAUUAUGCCCCUUCUUUAGUUGCUACUGCAUGUGUAGCUUCUUCGAGGAUUAUCUUGCGUCUCUCACCCACGUGGCCCACGCGGCUCCAUCACCUCACUGCGUAUUCUUGGGAUUUCCUCGUGCCCUGCAUCGAGCGACUACUAAUUGCACACGACAAUGAUGUGAAGGAAGCAAACAAGCAAAAAGGACAACAUGCUCAGUCUGCUCAACACAUUGUAUUUCAGACCCCAGCUCCAGCUGCCCAGCAGGCUAAUGCUCAACAGCACGUAACACAGUAUCUCCAAGCUCAUCAAUCUUCAUUACAGUAUCACCAUCAGACAUCACAGCAGCAAAACUGUCAGCAGAUAUCAUCUAAUCACACAGCAUCUUGCCCCCUUCAGACUUGCCCUUCUGCCUUACAGUCUAGUGUUCAGGGUCGAGGCCAUGUACAGACUGGUGCUGCCAUGUCACUAACUGUUCCACUAGAAGUGAAGCCAUGUGUAAGUGUCUCCUACAAUCGGAGUUACCAGGUGAAUGGACGGUAUUCCUGUGUUACUCCCUGCUUUGAGAGGUGAUAAAUACAAGAUGGUUUUGUGCUUGUAUUUUUGAGGUAGGAGGUUGAGGGGACUUGUUUUGUUUUUUUGUCGAACCUCAUAUAAUUUUGAGGGAAACAAAUUGAAUAAAAAGUGUCAUUCUGGGAGGAAAAAAGCAACUGGAUUGGCACCCAUUGCUGUAGCUCAAAUACAGACUGCAAAAGUAAGGACACAGAAUGCCCUCUGAAAAGAAUAUUUAUACCUGGGGGUAAUAGUGGUAAUAAUAACUCCUUACUCUGGCACUCAGAAUACUCUGUGCUUAUAAUGCACGUCUUUAAAUACUAGUCAAAAAGAAAAAUAGCUGUGGCCUCACUACAGACAUGCCUUUCAAUGAAGGAGAUAUGCAGUAUUAUUUUGAAGACAUUUAUGUAAUACCACCAUACAGUAUUAAAACAUACUUUAAAUGUACUGAAACUUAAGAAUCCGUUAAACGCCAGACUUUUCCAGAUAUCUGGGAAUCACAGAAAGAAACAAAUCUCAUCUGGUUAACUCCAUACUCUUGCCCCUUUGUCAAGCACUUGUGCUGGAUGUUUGCUUUAGGCUAAGGCGUUUGAGUUAACAGCUAGCUUUUAAGUUUUGUAUCUCACAGAACAGACACUAUGUUUUUGCUUCUUUUCUCCUCCCUUUUCUUUUUAUGUUUAAAGUAACUCUUCCAUACUAACUCAGGGAAUUUUCUACUCAUUAUUCGGUGCUGCUGGAUUGUACACUUAAUUUGGUAUAACUUGAGGGAGGGAGGUAGAGAGGGGAGAGACUAUGGAGUGGCUUUUCUUCAGGGCAUCUAUAUGCAGCAUACCAAAGGGAUAUGUUAGUGUUCACAGUAUGUAGAUGUGACCUACUGCCCUGCUGUGUGGUAUUGUGUAAUUGAAGAAAAAAGUUUCAGCUGAACUUGUACUGUAUCAGAACUACUACAGUGGCUGUGAUUCCUCUGUAUGCACAUGCUCAAACACACAUGCAUUGUUAACCCAUAGAAAGUAUCCUCCAGUUGUACUGACAGUAUCACUUGUACAAAAAAAGUACAGUUAAAUGCUUAUAGAAAUCCAUUUCUCUCAGGCUUUAUAGUGGAGGGAAAUUCUCAGGUAAUAGCAAGCAACUUUUUCUUCUACUAUUUAGGAGUUCCAGAAGAAAAUGCACAGACUUAUUCUUCUAAACGGGUGGAUCAAAAAUUAUUACAGAGUGAACUGCUUUAUCACAAUUAAGGUGCUAAUUCAUAACUAUGGAAUUACAUGUCUCUCCUGUGGAGUGGGUAGUCUAAGGGUAGAAAGCUUCGUUUGUCCAACUCUUGGAUGAAAAUGACAGUGGAGAUAUUAAUGGAGGAUUUUUUUUUUAUUUUUUUUUUUUAAUAGAAGAAGAUAUCUGACUUUCGCCCAUGGUACAACAUGAGAGGAAGAGAUAUGGAUGAAAGGACUCUUCCUGUUUCAAGUAUCUUUAUAGUAUGUGGGCUUAAGACAUUUUUAUUUGUUAUUUUGCCACCUUCUCCCCUGUUUUAGUGGCAGCAUUUAAAAUUGUGUACCAUCUAAUGAAGUACUGUGAAUAUUACAGAGACUGUUUUGAAAGCAUAGGCAAUUAAGAGACAUUAUCAAGAUGAAGACUUUUUCACAAGAGAGGGGGUCUUCCCAUAAUGUUUGGAAUAGAGGGAGGACAUCUGUGUUCAUUCUUCCUGGAGCUGAAUGAUAACAUGCUACAAAAAACUAUUGUUGAGGAGAAGAAAUCCUGUUUCUCUUGUUUUGUUGUGUGGUUGAUUUUCAGUUUUGGUUUUUGUUUUGUUUUUUUACAUAAAUCUCAAUUUUGUCAUGUGCUUUUGUAGCAUGUAUGUGCAAGUCAAGAGGAAUAGGAGGGUGAAUGAAGAGAUGACCCUUUGCUUUAUGCUAGCGAGACAACUUUGAAAUAGACAUAGUGUAGUCAGUUCUUAAUUAAAAUGCAAGUUGGUUUGGUUUUGUUGUUUUUUGUUGUUUUUUCCUCUCCUCUCUUCAUUUACUAGUGAAUAUUUCCCCAUGUCUAAGUGUAGUGUUAAGUAGAGGCUUUCCAUCUCAUAAGAUGCCAUGCUUUUUAUUCAGCGUUGCUACCAUUUUAAGAGGGAAAUGGACUUCUUUCUGCUGGUUUCAUUUUGUUGCAAUACUGUAUCCAAGUCCUCAGUGCUCUAACUACCUCUGAUGCUAUGAAUGUACAAUCUUGUAAUAGACCAUGACUUGAAAUAACAGCAGGUGCCUGUAGCAUUUUUUCCAUAAAAUCUGUAAAUCAGCUGAUUUAUCAUCUUUAUUCAUGACACAGCAGCAAACGCUUUUCUUUUUUGGGGUUAUUAGUACUUAUCCCAUAGGCAUUUGAUAUAUAAAAAUUUAACUAAUACUUAACACUGGAAUUAUAAUGGGCGGGGGGAUUAUUCAGCUAGUCAAUACUGCAAAUUUACAUUUAAUAGGGUAUUUUUUAUUUGACUAUUUUGAGACAUUAGGUCAACUGUAAAAAUAUCCACUACAUACUGGUUAAUUUAUUACUUAGUCUGUUUUUUUCUGACACUACCAUUGCGUAAUGACUACAGAGAAAAUGUACAUUGAACAGUUUCAAUGUUAUUUAAAGAGGCUUUAGCAGUGUACAUUAAAAACACACUGUUCUUACUACUAGAACCAAAAUGUGGUUUUUAUGGCAUAAAUGAGAAUGGUUCUCCUAAAUGCAAAAUGUCCAAAACAAUGGAAUGCUUGUGAGUGCUAUGCAUUCAACUUAUUUUUAAAAAUAAAACUAGUUUUGAAUAAGAA
This is a messenger RNA of Calypte anna (Anna's hummingbird), 4126 nucleotides long. It is a transcript of the gene CCNJ, whose product is annotated as cyclin J. Gene Ontology annotation, biological process: mitotic cell cycle phase transition; regulation of cyclin-dependent protein serine/threonine kinase activity. Gene Ontology annotation, molecular function: cyclin-dependent protein serine/threonine kinase regulator activity. Gene Ontology annotation, cellular component: cytoplasm; nucleus; cyclin-dependent protein kinase holoenzyme complex. The record is from RefSeq and is a predicted model, not a curated record. NCBI's taxonomy places the organism in Eukaryota, Metazoa, Chordata, Aves, Apodiformes, Trochilidae. Bases 213 to 1361 code for a protein of 382 amino acids. The transcript has 5 exons.